CACUUGAAAUGGCAGAGAGUAUCACCUAUGCAGAUCUACAAUUUAUCAAAUUACCACUGAAACAAUCUCAAAAUGCAGAUGAAAACUCUGAGAAAUGGGAGGACAUGUAUGAGAAUGUGAACUGUCCGAAACUAGAGAAACAAGUCGUGGACUUCCAAGCCUCUCCCAACGGGAGUUCACGCCAGCUCAGGACAGGCAUUCAUAAACGUGUAUUUCACCUCGCACUUGUAUUUUUCUUUAUUUUCUUCACAACCACAAUUGGACUUAUGGUAAAAUAUAUCAGUGUUUCCAGAGAAUUACACAGAUUGUCUUUAGAAUAUGUGAUGAUGAACACCAGUCUGUCUCAAACAUUACAGAGCCAAGAUGAUAGUCUGGAAAACAAGAAACAAAGCCUAGCACAGUCCCAGCAUCAGGUAGAGCAACUGGGACAAGACCUAGCGGACACCAAUCACAGCCUGCAGAGAUGCCAUGAGGACACCGAGCAGUAUAAAAGGGAGCUGCAGAGGAUCACCAUCUUGCAGAAUAAAACAUCACAAGAUAUAAGAAAAACACAGCAAACAUUGGAAAACGCCAUCUCACAACUAAACAAAAUUGAGAAAGAUUCAUGCCCUGAAGGGUGGAUCCUGUUUAAUACAAAAUGUUUGUUCAUUUCGGAAAAUAAAGACAACUGGUUUAACAGUUUUAGACAAUGUGAGCUUAAACAGUCUUCGCUUCUUGUUCUGAGAGAUCAUGACGCAGAUCUUAAGACAUUUUUAACAAGCAAACAGACAUCAUUCUGGGUUGGUAAAGACGCAGUAAAGACACCGACUGGACUGGAAUGGACUUGGCCCAAUGAAUAUCAGAUAUACGAUUAUACAAUGCGUGGAUUAUUCCAGGAUGGGAGGCUAGGAAGAGACCAUUACUACAGCCAACAUAAAUGGAUCUGUGAAAGAAAUCUGAUUGCACUUGAAGUAUAUGAUACUCACUAUAAAGAAUUUCAAUCUUCAAUAACUUUUCGUGGUGUAAGGAUGAAAUGUGUUUACUAA
Messenger RNA from Pelobates fuscus (common spadefoot toad), 1025 nucleotides. RefSeq names its product B-cell differentiation antigen CD72-like. Gene Ontology annotation, cellular component: plasma membrane. Lineage: Eukaryota; Metazoa; Chordata; Amphibia; Anura; Pelobatidae. The transcript has 7 exons. Gene Ontology annotation, molecular function: transmembrane signaling receptor activity. The record is from RefSeq and is a predicted model, not a curated record. The coding region runs from base 9 to 1025 and encodes 338 amino acids.